GCAAAGAAUACUAGCUUCAAAUGUGAUGGCAUAUCUAAAGCAAUAAAUGCGGGAAAACUUAUUGAUUACAAAGACUUAAAAACAUGUUUUGAAAGCAUUCCUUUUAAUGCUGCAAAAGCUGACAAACCAAAUAAAAAUCCACCUAAUGGAUUUACUUAUCAACCUAUAAAUAUAAUAGAUGAAUUAAAAUCAUUGCGUAAAAAAAAAUUUAAAUCUGAUUAUGACUUUAAGAUAGCUUUAAGAAAUCUUAUUUUCAAAUUAAAAGAUGGUCAUACGAGAUUUGAAAGUUCAUGUUAUCAGGACUUUAGUUAUCAACAAAACUUAAGUUUAUAUUCUGUAAUUACAACUGAUAAAAAGAAAAGACAGAAACAGGUCUUCAAUGAUACAGAAGAUCCAUCAAAUAAUGAUUGCGAAGUUACUGAAAUUGAAGGAGAACCGGCAUUGCAAGUGAUAAUUGAGUUUGCAAAUAAUUCAAUUGCACAAUCAAAAGAUCUGGGUGUUCGAUUCAACAUGGCUUUGGCUCCCAGUAACGGACUAUUUGCUCCACAAUUUACUUCACGAAUUGACCUGCCUGAAAAUUCUAUUAUCACAUAUAAAUUAUUAUGUCCUCAUAAAAAACCUUUUUUAUUAAAGAGAAAAUGGAGCAUUACAUUUAGUGAUAAAGUUGAUUUUUCCGACAUUUGUCUAAAUCAAGACACUUUGCCAAAUAAUAAUGUUGCAUCAUCAAGAAAUAAAGAUGAAGUGUCAACUUCAAGUGACAAAGUUACAAAAUUAAUUUCAAGAAAAGUGUCGAAAUUAAAUAACAAUAAGCAGAAAAUUGCGCAUGCAAAAUUAAUAGAUGAUAAUUUUGAAGCCAGUUUUUAUAUACUGAAUGAUGAAAAAAAUGUUGGUGUCGCAACAAUUACUGGAGAAGAUGCAGAUGUUGUUGAAUUUUCUCUGCAAGAUGGUUUUGAAGAAUUUAAAAAACGAAAUGUAACGAAGCUUAUUUUAGAUUUUUCCAAUAAUGAUGGUGGUGAUGUUACCGUACCUCUAUUUAUAAAUUCAAUAUUGUUUUCACCAAAACAACCAAACUCGUACCCAACGAGGAUAAAUAUUAAUGGUUUUACCGUGCCAGUAAUAAAAAAGAAUUUUAAGAAGCGAAUUCCUGAUCCCUUGAAUUUGUAUGAUCCAAAUAACUAUUUAGUGUUUCCUUCAGGCGAUCGAUUUAGUUCUCCUGAUCAGUUUAUAGGCUCCCGAAAAACUCAUACUUCUAACCUAUAUCUUAACGCUCUAACAUCUGAUGAAUUGAAAAGUAUCAAAGAUACCCCUCAUUUUCCAUGGAAAAGUGACGAUAUCAUUAUCCUAACUAAUGGGUAUUGUGCAUCUGCAUGCGCAUUAGUAACACUAUUUUUUUCUGAAAUUCAUAAAGUUGAAACAAUUGCUGUUGGUGGUCUUCUUGACAACAACUUAAGUUUUUCUACUUUUCCUGGUGGUCAAUUUACAUCAAGUAACCUAAUUUUAGAUUAUGCUGGUGAUCAUGCUGCUGAUGUUUCGUUUCCAAAUUCACUUCUUCUUGCUAUAAGAAAGUCUGUUAGUUUUUUCAAAAAUAAUACUGAAAAAGAAGUAUUAGA
Messenger RNA from Racocetra fulgida, 1610 nucleotides. NCBI's taxonomy places the organism in Eukaryota, Fungi, Glomeromycota, Glomeromycetes, Diversisporales, Gigasporaceae. The record is from the annotation of a GenBank genome assembly.